GUACAGAUACGGAGUUCUGUCGAAAUGAGUGUGAAUAUGUUUUUGAUAAAGGAAGAAAUUGAUAUAGAUGACUCGAAGAUGAAGGUGGGGGAAGGAGAGGAUAGACAAACAGCAUCGCAAGCAAUCCAGUCUCCAUGUGAACCAAAAUCUAAGCGCAGAAGAGAAAAUGAAACAAAAAGAUGGACGUAUGAGGAAAUUCGUAAAAUACUGGAAUACAUGAAGCUAUAUAGAAACGUAGAAAAACCAACUGCCCAAAUUUAUUACACAAAGCUCAUACAAAAACUGAGAAUCAAGUGCACGUGGCACACACUGAGGUGUAAAAUGCGGUACAUGAGGCAGUUGCUGCUUAAGGCGAACGCACUUCGUAACUCCGCUGGUCCGGGCUUAGAGGACGGAGAUGGUGAAAUACAAUUAUUAUUAAAGGAAAAGAUAAUGAAAAUGUGCCCCCAUUAUGACCAGCUUUUAAGCGUGUUUGGCCCUGAAAAAGAUUUAAAACCUCUAGUCCUGCAAACGACGCCUUUCAGCGACAACUGUAAUGAGUCGAGUGACUGCGAAACGUCUACCUUGCCAAGCGGAACCGACGAAGUACCUGCGGACAACUCUAGGUCCGACUAUGGCGAAUACCCAAUCCAUGAACCAACAAGCUACCUGGAGGAAUUCAAUGAGACACCGCCCGAAGCAGACACAAUCGACCGGAUGUCAUGCUUAGAGGCUCAAAGAAUUGAACUGAUGGAGAAGCAGCUGACGCUUGAAACAGAAAAGUUUCGAUGGGCCAAGGAAAUGGAGGUGAAAAAAUUCGAGGCGAUGAGGGAGGCGGAAUCAAGAAGAAUAGCCAUUGAGGAGAGAAAGCUGGCGAUUGAGGAACGAAAACUACAAAACGAACAUGAGUUACGUAGACCUUCUUUCCAACAUUUAAUUGACAACUAG
This is a messenger RNA of Scaptodrosophila lebanonensis, 927 nucleotides long. RefSeq lists its product as uncharacterized. NCBI's taxonomy places the organism in Eukaryota, Metazoa, Arthropoda, Insecta, Diptera, Drosophilidae. The transcript is spliced from 5 exons. The record is from RefSeq and is a predicted model, not a curated record. The coding region runs from base 25 to 927 and encodes 300 amino acids.